Molecule: messenger RNA, 1224 nt
Organism: Verticillium alfalfae VaMs.102
Lineage: Eukaryota; Fungi; Ascomycota; Sordariomycetes; Glomerellales; Plectosphaerellaceae
Exons: 2
Coding region: 1-1224 (407 amino acids)
Source: RefSeq, a predicted model, not a curated record
AUGCCCAAUGACGACAUCCUUACAGACGACUACCUGGCGGAGGUGCUUGCGAAAGAAGCAGCAGACUGCUCAUUGGAAUACUCGAGCGUGGGGUUGGAAGCGUUUCGCGCUGAGAAGAAGUUCGUGGGCCGUCUAUCCUACUCUGAGAACACCGACCGGCACAAUGCGAAUCUCCUUGCGAAAGAAACUGCCGAGUCGCAAGCGCGCCUGAAAGCGCUCGAGGAGACCGAGGAGCGACAAAAGCGCAAAAGCGCAGCGCCACAAGAUGUCCGACGCCGACAGAUGGGCGAUAUCUUGAGCAUCUUGGGCGGUCGCAAGGCAGAUACGAAAGUGGCCAGCUCACGGAGGUCGACAGACGCAACAUCAAAACGAUAUUCGACUUCUACAUCGUCUCGAAGGCGCCAUCGAGAUGGUCGCAGCGCAUCACCGGACCAAAAUGACAGCAAACGGCGGCGACGGCAGGAGGAGCGCGAGCCCGAUGUAGAAGACCGCGAGAGCCAGCGGAAGCGAAGCAGCCACCGCGGGCCAAAAGAUCCAUGUCCCCAGAAGACAGAAGCAGCCACCGCCGCCACCGAUCUCGCACACCAUUUGAGCGAAGGGUGGCGCAGACUCCAAAAGCGCGCCGCUCCCGAUAAAGGCCGUCCUAGAACUCAGACUGCUGAAGACCGUAUGUCGAAGUACCACAGGACUUCACGCGAUAAAAGCCCGGCCCAUGGCAAUGCUCACAAUCAUGGACCGAGCAGCGACCUGGCAUCAGAGCGACCCGAAAGAGAACGACGGCAUGGUGGAGGGCGACUGAAGUCUCAAAACUCAAGACAUGCUUUGAAAGACGAAACACUGUCAGACUCGGACCCCUUGGACGACAUUAUUGGGCCGGCACCGCCUCCCCCAAUCCGCACACGAGGACGAGGCUUUCAGACGGGUUCAUCUGCGAUGGACAAGCAUUUUGAUGCGAGCUACGACCCAAAAGCUGAUGUGGAGAUGGACGAGACGACGGGAAACUGGGAGGAGGCUGUUGAGACUUUUAGAGACAGGCAUAAAUGGCAGCAGAGUCAGGAGCAGAGGCUGCGGGCCGCGGGUUUUGGGGAUGAGGAGAUCGACAAGUGGAAGCGUGGCGGUGAGCGCAAUGAAGCCGACGUCAAGUGGACCAAGGCCGGAGAGAAGCGUGAAUGGGACCGGGGCAAGGAUGGAGAGCUGAAGGGGCUCUUCUCCGAAGACAAUUAG